AUGCUACCAACACCUGAUACGUCACAUGUAUCGUUUGACACCAUUUACGAACCAUCAGAGGACUCAUACCUCUUCCUGGACACACUAUCCUCGCCAUCAGAGUCAAAAUGGCUCACUGAGAAAUUUCAAAGUGCCAACCCAAUGCCUCUAGUGGUCGAAGCGGGCACAGGCUCCGGAGUGGUGCUAGCUUUCACUGCAGCUCAAUCCCAAGAAAUAUUCGGACGUCGAGACAUACUCACGUUAGGGACCGAUGUGAAUCGCAAUGCCUGCAUUGCAACCCGACAGACGGUCUCAACAGCCAUCAAAGAACAACAAGAAGCGCAAGAAAAUCCUGCCGAUUCAAAACUGCAUGCUGUUCACGCUUCAUCUAUUACUUCCGAUCUCUGCUCUGCGUUGCGUCCCGGCAGCGUCGACGUUCUUCUUUUCAACCCACCAUAUGUCCCCUCGGAGGAAUUACCACGUCUCCCCUCAGCGGAAGAAAAUGACCCCGUCACGGCAAAAGCCAUGUCUCGCUCUGCCAAGUUCGAAAAUGAUUCAUACUUUUUGUCACUGACGUACGCGGGUGGCGCUGAUGGUAUGGAGACCACAAAUCGGUUAUUGAAUGACAUCCCGGGUAUCCUGUCAUCCCGUGGAGUCGCAUAUGUGCUGCUCUGCAAGCAAAAUCGGCCUGACGAAGUGAUAGGACGUGUUCGGAACCAGGGUGGAUGGUGUGCUGAGAUUGCUGGUUCUAGUGGUAAGCAGGCCGGUUGGGAGAAGUUGGUAAUCGUUCGCAUAUGGCGAGAGGAUCGUUCCUGA
Penicillium atrosanguineum is the source of this 795-nucleotide messenger RNA. Its product is annotated as S-adenosylmethionine-dependent methyltransferase. The transcript has a single exon. The coding region runs from base 1 to 795 and encodes 264 amino acids. Gene Ontology annotation, molecular function: S-adenosylmethionine-dependent methyltransferase activity; protein methyltransferase activity; nucleic acid binding. Lineage: Eukaryota; Fungi; Ascomycota; Eurotiomycetes; Eurotiales; Aspergillaceae. The record is from RefSeq and is a predicted model, not a curated record. Gene Ontology annotation, cellular component: eRF1 methyltransferase complex. Gene Ontology annotation, biological process: methylation.